AUGACCAACAGUGAUAAGGCGAUCCGAUUCCACUUCCUCAGCGAUGAUGCGGUGCCAGACUUCCCAAUCCUCGUCGUGGUUAAACGAUCCCGGAGUGUCUUGUCCUGGACUGUGCCUUACGUCUCACCAGACGGCCAGAAAUAUGGCUCAGUAAGCAAGACCCUGUGCCCUGAUUCCUCCAACCUAAACGCCAGCGUGGAGGAGACCAUCAUUGUGGACGUCAGCACAUUAUCCGCCAUUGAAGUCAAUUUCACCCUGACUGGGAUGUUUGUAGACGAUUUCAACCUGGAAUCCGAUACAGAUAUCACAUUCUCAAGUGAUCCAUCUUCACCUCAGUUUUAUCAAUAUGAAUUUCCAGAGGGAGUCAAUAUGGUGCUGGUGAGAGCCAAGUCACCAAAUGAUACAUGUGCCUACUUUUCAGUGCAGAAGGCAGAGUGUCCGAUCUUUGAAGAUGUUUCCACCGUGCGUUACAACGCGGGGACAUUUCAGACGAUGACCUUGCAGGCAGCAAUUACAGUCACGAGAGACAUGUAUACAUCGGGCCGUUUCUAUGUUGUGAUGGUCGUGCAUCCAAACGAUAAAAGAUGCGAAAAUAACUACAAGGAAUUCACACCUCUCGAAGCUCAAUAUACAGGCUCAUCCGAACGCACAAAAAUUGUAACACUGAGAGUGGAACACACACUAGACAAAUAUUGGAAGCCGGUUCUGGUCACUUUAGUGGUGCUCAUAGUCAUUGCUAUCCUGUCUUCUAUUAUUACCUUUGCUGUACCCGUUUUGAUUCAACUUACGAGGAAUAAGUUUGUAAAAAUGGAAAAGAAGUACAACACGUACCUCUGGGAUAUUGUAACGGUGUCCGUAUUCUACGCUCUUCCAGUCGUUCAACUUGUCGUAACCUACCAAGUGGUUACCAAUGUUACUGGAAACCAGGACUCGUGCUAUUAUAACUUCCUGUGUGCAAAGCCACUUUCAUGGUUUAGUGCCUUCAACAAUAUGUUCAGUAAUAUUGGCUACGUCGUGCUAGGAUUUACCUUCCUUGUGCUUGUCGGGAUAAAACACUUAAAACGAGUACACAACAAGAGACUGACCCAGGGAAUCCAUAAACACUAUAGUCUCCUGUAUGCCUUGGGCUUUGCUCUCAUCAUGGAAGGCGUUAUGAGUGGCUCUUACCAUGUCUGUCCAAACAGGGCCAACUUCCAGUUUGAUACCUCCUACAUGUACAUGAUAGCCUGUCUGGGGAUAUUGACGAUGUACCAAAAGAGACAUACAGAUAUCACCGCCUCCGCCAACAAAUCAUUCGCUUUGAUUAUCCUCAUUAUCUUUACUGGAUUCCUGGGGAUGGUCUUCAUUGGAUCACUCGUCUUCUAUAUCCUCUUCUUCAUCGUGCAUAUGCUGACUUAUGUUGGAUUAAGUGCGUUCAUGUACUGUAGUGGAAUAAUCAAACCAGGUAUGAACAUCAUACAGGAGGGACAGAUAUAA
Molecule: messenger RNA, 1476 nt
Organism: Strongylocentrotus purpuratus (purple sea urchin)
Lineage: Eukaryota; Metazoa; Echinodermata; Echinoidea; Camarodonta; Strongylocentrotidae
Product: SID1 transmembrane family member 2-like
Exons: 15
Coding region: 1-1476 (491 amino acids)
Cellular component (GO): membrane
Source: RefSeq, a predicted model, not a curated record